Auxenochlorella protothecoides is the source of this 1197-nucleotide messenger RNA. Its product is annotated as Actin-related protein 3. NCBI's taxonomy places the organism in Eukaryota, Viridiplantae, Chlorophyta, Trebouxiophyceae, Chlorellales, Chlorellaceae. The record is from RefSeq and is a predicted model, not a curated record. Gene Ontology annotation, molecular function: actin filament binding. Gene Ontology annotation, cellular component: Arp2/3 protein complex; actin cortical patch. The coding region runs from base 1 to 1197 and encodes 398 amino acids. The transcript is spliced from 7 exons. Gene Ontology annotation, biological process: Arp2/3 complex-mediated actin nucleation.
AUGGACGACUUUGCCCGGCCCGCCCUGGUCAUCGACUGCGGGUCCGCCUUCAUCAAGGCCGGAUUCGCGGGCGAGGUCAGCCCCGCGGUUCGGGACCCGUCCACCGUGCCGCGAGCUGCGGGACUGGAGCCGGGGCCCCCGCUCGUGCCCGUCAAGCAUGGCAUCGUCCAGGACUGGGAUGCCAUGGAGCAGCUCUGGCUGGAUGUGACGUACAGGCGGCUGCAUGUCUACACCUCCGACCAGCCUGUCAUCCUGACCGAGCCGCCCCAGAACAGCCCAGAGUCCAGGGAGCAGGCUGCCGAAGUCAUGUUUGAGAGCCUGGACGUGCCGGCGCUGCACAUAGGGGUGCAGGCCCAGCUGGCGCUGUAUGCCGACUAUGCUGCCCGACAGGCCAUGGGCUCUCAGACGAGCUCGGCGAGCCUCACAGGCCUAGUGGUGGAGAGCGGGGAGGGGUGCACCCACGUGAUCCCCCUGGUGGACGGCUUCCUCCUGGCUUCCGGCACACGCUCCAUGCCCCUGGGGGGCGCACAGCUCACGCGGCACAUCCAGGCGCUGAUGCGAAAAGGGGCUGCCCCACCGCCGCCUGACCAGUCCCUGGAGAUAGCGGUAGCGGUCAAGGAGAGGCAAUGCUUUGUCGCGGCCGUCGGGGGCGGGCCCUGGAGCAGCGCCAGCAGCAACCAGGUCCCCGGCAGCGUACCAGACGGUCCAUUCAAGGUGGGGCGGCAUGGACUGGCGACGGGGCAGCCGCUGCGCAUCCAGUUGGGGGAGGAGAGAUGGCGGGGCCCCGAGCUCUUUUUCGACCCCGGCGCCUUCACCAAAGAUGCCACGCCCAGCCUUCCAGACCUGAUAGAUGAUGCCAUCCAGGCCUGCCCCAUUGACACUCGGAGAGCCCUGUAUGGCAACAUCGUCCUCAGCGGAGGGAGCACCCUCUUCAAGGGCCUGGCUCGGCGGCUGGAGACCGAGGUGCAGGCGCGGGUGGCUGCCAGGGUCCAGGGCCGAGCACCUGCCAGCCAUGCAGCCGCCACCGGGGUGGAAGUUCAUGUUGUGACCCAUCCCAUGCAGCACUUUGGUGCCUGGUUUGGCGGCUCGGUCCUGGGGGCCAGCGAAGCCUUCCGAGAGGUCGCCAUCACGCGCGCAGCCUACAUGGAGACAGGCCCAACCAUUGUGCGCAACAACGUGGUGCACUCAGAUUGGUAG